Theobroma umbraticum is the source of this 1796-nucleotide messenger RNA. Its product is annotated as shikimate O-hydroxycinnamoyltransferase-like. Gene Ontology annotation, molecular function: acyltransferase activity, transferring groups other than amino-acyl groups. Lineage: Eukaryota; Viridiplantae; Streptophyta; Magnoliopsida; Malvales; Malvaceae. The record is from RefSeq and is a predicted model, not a curated record.
AAGAUAAAGCCAAAACCUCAACGGCAAAGAGGUGUUGAAACUCACCUGCUAGGGCGCAUGUGCAUUUUCCUGACCGCUGCCCACAGACUUUACCAUAUUCCAACUAAGACGAUUUUGCGCACCUUUGCUUCUGGCAUACAAGGUAUGAGCGCUCCCCUUCCCUAAGAAGUAGUUUCUGAAACUAUGGCGACCAUAGACGGGUAAGAUCGGAAAGCAUAUUUCAGAGGAGAUUUUGUGGUUUCUGUGACCACUGCAGUCACUUUGAAGAGAUGGAGAUUACCGUAAAGGGAUCAAGCCUAGUACGCCCUGCUAAAGAAACGCCCGAAGAGAACCACUGGGUCUCAAAUCCGGACAUGGUGAUGACACUAUAUCAUGUCCCCCUCGUGUACUUCUACAAACCAGACGGUUCUUCGGAUUUCUUUAAAGGGCAAGUGCUUAAGGAGGCUUUAAGCAAGACUCUUGUGCCAUUUUACCCCAUGGCUGGGAGGUUGGGAAGGGAUAAAAAUGGUAGGUUCGAGAUAAUAUGCAACGCAGAGGGAGUUCUAUGGGUAGAAGCUGAAACAACUUGUGCUGUGGAUGACUUUAGCGAUUUUACUCCUAGCUUAAAACUCCGGCAACUAGUUCCGACAGUUGAUUACUCGAAGGAUACCUUCUCUCACCCGCUGGUUAUGGCCCAGGUAACUGCUUUCAAAUGCGGUGGAGUCUCUCUUGGAAUCGGAAUUCACCACACUUUGGCUGAUGGCACAACUUCCCUUCACUUCAUCAACAGUUGGUCCGAGAUAGCAAGAGGCUUGCCCCUAAUCAGGGUGGCGCCACUUAUUGACAGAACUCUUCUCCAAGCACGGAUGCCACCAACGCCCAGAUUUCAUCAUGCUGAAUAUGAUCCACCUCCUCCCUUAAACACCUCAAUGUCAAUCUUCAAAUCUCGUCCUAAGCCUAAACCCUCAUCUAUAUCUGUGUUUAAGAUCACACUCAAUCAACUUAAUACCCUAAAAGGCAUGUCAUUCAAGAAUGAAAAUUCAACUGAGUACAGCACCUACACUAUCCUAGCUGCACAUAUAUGGCGUUGUGCCUGUAAAGCUCGGGGCCUCUUGGAUGAUCAACCAACCAAGUUAUACAUGCCAACAAAUGGACGCCCCAGACUACGUCCUCCCCUCCCAUCAGCCUACCUGGGCAAUGCAAUGUUUACGGCUUCAUCAAUUUCUCUGUCUGGAAAUCUCCAAUCAGAACCAUUUAUGAAUACCAUAGAGCGAAUUCAUGGAACAUUGAAAAGGAUGGACAAUGAAUAUCUAAGAUCAGCUCUUGACUACCUAGAAAAACUGCCAGAUAUAACUGCUGCGAGGAGAGAAGCACACACUUUCCAGUGCCCAAAUCUAAGUAUCAUCAAUUGGAUGCGACUCCCUAUACACGAUGCAAAUUUUGGGUGGGGUCGACCCAUAUACAUGGGCCCGGCAAAUGUCGUCCAUGAAGGAAAAAUAUACCUGCUGCCAAGUCCAACUGAUGAUGGGAGCCUGUCACUGGUAGCAUGCCUAGAAACCUCUUAUAUGAAAUCUUUUGAGAAACAUCUUUACGAAGGCUUAAUGUCAUUUGACAAAAUAAAGGCUCGAUAUUAGUCUUUUGUUCUCUCUAUCAGUAUGCAACAUAUAAAGAUGUUCCUUUUUUUUUUUUUUUUUUCAUGAACUAACUUUUUUGGUUUGAAUCCUAUUUAUUUGUAUUUGCUGUAUAAAGCAGAAGCUAUUGUAAGAACCGACUCUAGCUAUGUCAACAAAUAAGAAGAGUGGAAGAUUAAAACCAAA